GGUACUUCUUGCAAUAUGAACAAAUUGUGUGUACUUUAGUUUAAACUGUUACAUAUUAAUGUUUUAGAACUACCUUGGAACAGUUACGUGAAGUUAAUGCGUUGCCCACUUUCGUUCAAGUUGGAAAUGAAAUAAACAAUGGCAUGUUAUAUAACGAGACUGAUCAGAGCUGUAUUGAAGGCGGAAAACUCUGGCUAGAAUGUGGAGAAAACAACUGGGAUUCAUUCACAAAGCUGGUAAUUGCAGGAAUCAACGCAGUACAUCAUGUUUCAAAGAACAUUGAAAUCAUGAUUAACGUCGGCAGUUCUAUCAAGGCUCUGUGGUGGUACACCGAACUCGGCAAACAUAUGGACAUCAACCUCAUUGAUGUGUUCGGUUUGUCAUAUUACCAAAAAUAUAAUCCUGGCUACUUUUUGAACAAUCUUGAAACAAAUCUUAAAGCCUUGUCUGAACGGUUUAAAAACCAUGAUAUUCAUAUCGCUGAAACGACGCACCCCUAUCGACACGUUGAGGAUCCCAAUUUACACUAUCCAGAGACUGCGGAGUUUCCCUUUACUGCCCAGGGGCAACAGGAUUACGCUCAGGGGCUCAUCAAUGUCGUAAAGUCAGUGAGGAGGGCUACUGCUGUCACAUGGUGGGGAGGAGAAUGGUGUCGACCAGGAGACACUGAAUUUCAUGUUUCAUCUUCACAUUU
This is a messenger RNA of Owenia fusiformis, 694 nucleotides long. The record is from the annotation of a GenBank genome assembly. NCBI's taxonomy places the organism in Eukaryota, Metazoa, Annelida, Polychaeta, Sabellida, Oweniidae.